Molecule: messenger RNA, 2562 nt
Organism: Rhagoletis pomonella (apple maggot)
Lineage: Eukaryota; Metazoa; Arthropoda; Insecta; Diptera; Tephritidae
Gene: phtm
Product: cytochrome P450 306a1
Exons: 7
Coding region: 224-1855 (543 amino acids)
Biological process (GO): xenobiotic metabolic process
Cellular component (GO): intracellular membrane-bounded organelle; cytoplasm
Molecular function (GO): oxidoreductase activity, acting on paired donors, with incorporation or reduction of molecular oxygen, reduced flavin or flavoprotein as one donor, and incorporation of one atom of oxygen; iron ion binding; heme binding
Source: RefSeq, a predicted model, not a curated record
AUCCGAUUUCAGUUAUUCUUCAGCUUUUGCGCUGAAUGUACGCGGCGUCGUUGGUUUAGUUUUGAAACGCAAUAUAUUUUGUGGUUGAAAAUAUCCUUAAUAAAAUUGACUAACUAAUUUGGAAGAAUAUAAAAAAAAAAAAAUAAAAUACAAAAUAAGCAAUAAUAAUUUUUAAGUGUGUUAAUGCACUUAAUUAGUUAGUUGUUUAAGGAAUACAUAGGCGAUGAAGAGUAUGAAGGCAAUAAUACUCGCUUAUUAUCAAUGGUUCUUGGGCUUCGUGCUGCUCUUAGUCAUCAUAAGUGAAGUGCGACGCACGUGGCGAGCGCGAAAAUACCCGCCCGGCCCCUGGGGUCUACCCAUACUUGGCUAUUUGCCCUUCCUCGAUAGGCGCGAGCCGCACAAGACACUGACAGAGCUAGCCAAAAGCUAUGGACCAAUCUAUUCGCUGCGGCUGGGCAAUGUGAAUGCGGUGGUGUUGGCCGAUGCGAAGUCGGUGCGUGAAUUUCUGAAAUGUGAAGAAUUGACCGCGCGUGCGCCACUCUAUGUAACGCACGGCAUAAUGGGCGGUUUCGGUCUGAUCUGCUCUGAAGGAGCGCUGUGGCGCAAUCAGCGUAAGCACGUCGUUGACUGGCUGAAAGACUUGGGUAUGACAAAAAAACAAUGCAAUGCGCGUAAAUCAAUGGAGCAGAGAAUAAAAAGUGGCGUCAUGGAAUGUCUGAAGUCCUUUUGCAGUGAUUCCAAGAAACCUUUGCCUUUCGAUCCACAUCCCGUGCUGCAGCAUACGUUGGGCAACGUCAUCAAUGACUUGGUAUUUGGUGUGAAAUACGCACCCGAUGACGUCACCUGGAAUUAUCUGCAGCAGUUGCAGGAGAAGGGACUCAAGUUGAUUGGCGUUUCGGGUGCGGUGAACUUUUUGCCUUGGCUGAGAUUUUUGCCCUGGAAUCUGAGCGCCAUUCGUUUCUUGCUCGACGGCAAAGCGCGUACACACGAAAUUUAUAACAAAAUCGUAGAGAAACGUGAAAAGUCUUGGGAAUAUCGAAAAUCUGUGACUGAGGAAAGUUUUAAUAUACUCGAUCAUUAUAUUGAUGAGCGCAUGCGACGUGAACUAUCCGAUGAUCCGCAAGAGCGUCUAUCAACUGAUGAGUACUACACGCAAGAUCAAUUGCUGCAUCUGCUGGCUGAUUUGUUCGGUGCUGGGCUAGACACCACGCUUGCCACACUGCGCUGGUUUCUCUUCUACAUAAGCAAAUACCAAGAGCUGCAAGAGCAGCUGCGAGCGGAACUCUCGAAAAUACCUGACAGCGAGUUUGAUUUGGAUCACCUGGAAAAGUGUGACUUAUUACGGGCAUACAUAUCUGAGGUGCAACGCAUACGAUCUGUUGUGCCUUUGGGAAUACCGCAUGGUGCCGUAAAAGAUUUUAAUCUGGAGGGAUAUUUGAUACCGAAAAAUUGUAUGAUCAUCCCUCUACAAUGGGCCGCACAUAUGAGUCGGUUGAAAUGGAUUGAACCCGAACUCUAUUGGCCCGAGAGAUUUUUGGAUGACGAUGGUCAUUAUCAACAGCCACCGGACUUCAUACCAUUCCAAACAGGUAAGCGCAUUUGCCCCGGCGAGGAUUUGGCACGCAUGAUGCUCUACCUCUUUGCUGCGCACAUAAUACGCAACUUCCACAUACGACUGAAGCUCGAAUAUGAAGAUAAUAGCUAUCGCGGUGAGACUGGCAUGACAUUGGUGCCAUUCUACUACGAAAUAACUGCAAAGCCUGUGCGAAAACCGAAGACGUUUCUAGCCAGCGACGACGUUAGAAUGUACAAAGAUGUCACAGUGAAGAAGGAUAUCAAAUCAAAAACAAUUUAAAUAAGAUUUUUAAUUUUUCUUUAAUGUAGUCUCUAUGUAAAUUCUUUUCAUAAUAUUGAUGUAUGAGUUAUUUUAUUUUUUUUGUGUGUGUUUUUUUUUUAACUUAUAUAAAUACAUAGUACAUAAAAGUUAGAUUUUUUCUACAAAACAUUAUAAAAAUCAUGCCUAUGUAGGUAAAAUGGUAUCUACAAAUGAUUAAAUGAGUAAAAAUGUAACAAAAACAAGAUAUUUACUAACUGAUAGACAUACAAGUUAAUAAAAAUAUGAAUACAUUGAAAUCUUGCAUCUAUAACUUUACACACUUCCAAUGAAAUUUCAUUGUGGGUAGAAUAUGUACAUCCCUUUAGGAAAUGCGAGCAUUGGAAUGCAUAUGGAAAUAUUUCAGAGAACACCUUUUGGAAUGUAUGCAGAGUUUCCACGAGUAGCGUUAAGGAAUGUUUUUUACUAUAUUUUCAAACGAAAACUUUACUCACGACUUCUGCUAAAAGCGAGAAGGAAGCGGCGUAAAUUUUUCAACUGCUUCGGUGUUCGCGCGAGGAGUGAUAAGGAAUGUUACCGUUUCAUAUCCAAGUAGAAGUAGUCUUAAUUUUCCUAGUGGGAUGUACAUAUUUAAAAACUUAGUUAGGCGCAUAAAUAUCUGCAUUAAUUCUGAAAUGAGUAUUUUGUAAACUUCGUUGUAUGUAGCUAAUUACAAAUUGGCUCGUGAA